AUGGACAUGUCCUGGGCACCGUCACGCAUCAGACCUCUCCUGUUCAUCUGCUACUGUCUGGUAAUCAUCAUUAAAACCGUCCAGUUUCACAUCCUGAGCUCUUCCUGCCUGCCACUUAUCCUGGGAUAUCCAUGGCUCCGUCUUCACAAUCCGCACAUCGACUGGGCGACUGGGACCAUCCGGGAGUGGAGUUCCUCCUGUCAUCAGAGGUGCCUGCAGCAAGCCUCAGUUCCGCUUCAUCCCUCCGGGUGUAGCUCCAGUUCGUCACCUGACCUCAGUGGGGUGCCACCCGAGUACCAUGACUUCCGCCAGGUCUUCAGUAAAGCCAGAGCCACCUCUCUGCCUCCACACCGACCCUAUGACUGCGCCAUUGAUCUCCUGCCUGGUUCAUCACCUCCCAAGGGUCGCCUAUACUCCCUGUCUGAACCCGAAAGAAGGGCCAUGGAGACGUACAUAAAUGACUCCUUGGCCGCAGGCAUCAUUCGUCCCUCUUCAUCCCCUGCUGGAGCAGGGUUUUUCUUUGUUGAGAAGAAGGACAAGACAUUGUGA
Molecule: messenger RNA, 549 nt
Organism: Xyrichtys novacula (pearly razorfish)
Lineage: Eukaryota; Metazoa; Chordata; Actinopteri; Labriformes; Labridae
Source: the annotation of a GenBank genome assembly